UUUGUUUUUGUGAGUAACCAGGAUCGCCAACUUUCUUAACUUGUGAUUUUGAUCGAGAAAAUUUAUCAACACCGGCAAGUGUGAGGGGCCGUGAGGGACCUAUUUAUUUAUUUGUCAAAAACCAGACUUGCAGGCUAGCCUUAUUGGCGACAGGAAAAUUGAUUUUGUAGAAAUUCUGAACUGAGAAAAAUCAUUUUGAAUAAAGUAGAGUACUAGAAAACAUGCAAAACGUAAUAAACAGUGUUAAAGGUACAGCCCUUGCAGUUGGGGAAUAUUUGACACCAGUUUUAAAGGAGUCAAAGUUCAAAGAAACAGGAGUGCUGACUCCCGAAGAAUUUAUAGCUGCAGGGGAUCAUCUAGUGCACCAUUGCCCCACUUGGCAGUGGGCUGGAGGGGACGAGUCAAAGACAAAACCAUAUUUACCAAAAGAUAAACAAUUUUUGAUAACCAGAAAUGUGCCAUGUACCAGAAGGUGUGAACAGAUGGAAUAUUCAAGAGAGAUGGAAAAGAUAAUUGAAUCUGAUGAUGCUGACAAUGGUUGGAUAGAUACCCAUCAUUAUGAUAAAGAAAUGUCAUCAGUGGAAAAUAAAGUUUCAGAAAUGACUCUAGAAAACACUAAAUCCGAAAGCAUGGAGGAAGCUGCACUCAGGGACAAUGAUGAUGAUGAUGAUGAGGAUGAUGAUGACGAAGAAGCAGCUGAUAUGGAAGAAUUUGAAGAAAGUGGAAUGUUAGAAGAUGACCAGAUAGCUAAAGUGAUUGAACCAGUAGAAACCAAGAAGAAUGUUGAAGAAGAUGGUGAAAUUAUACAUACUAGAACUUACGAUUUACAUAUUACUUAUGAUAAAUAUUAUCAGACACCAAGAUUGUGGCUUACUGGAUACAAUGAGAAACACGAACCACUGUCAGUUGACGAAUUAUAUGAAGACGUUAGUAAAGAUUAUAUUCAGAAAACGGUAACUAUGGAAACCCAUCCUCAUCUCAGUGUACCCAAAAUGGCAUCUGUGCAUCCAUGUCGACAUGCUGAAGUGAUGAAGAGUAUCAUCGAGACUGUGAUGGAAGGUGGUGGAGAGUUAGGAGUGCAUAUGUAUUUAAUUAUUUUCUUAAAAUUCAUGCAGUCGGUUAUACCUACUAUCGAAUACGAUUACACGCAAAAUUUUACCAUGUAAAGCUGAUAUUUUUAUUUGACACCGUAGUCGAAUGCUGUUGAACGAUAUAAAAGAUCAAAAUCAGUAUUUUGCUCCAAUUUGAAGUGUUUUGUUUUUAAAAUACUUGUUUGAGUCUCAUUUUUUAUUAUUAUGGAUUAAUAUUGUUAUGUUACUCUGGUCCAUGUGUUAAACAAAGGUGAAUGCAGCUAAAUAAUUGCCAAUUUAAUUUUCUUUUAAAUUUAGUGGUCCCUAUAAUCAACCCAACUAAUAAGAACUCAUAGAAAAAAAAAAUCAUAUAAAAACGUAAAACUUUUUAUAGUACUAGAUCAGAGCCCUAAAAAUCAUAAUGUUCCUAAAAUCCCUAAAAAUCAUACCAAAAAGCUGAAUUUUACGGAGAAUGUUAAUUUCGAAACACAUGCAUCGUUGAAGAUGCAGAAAGUUUGCCACUCCUACCCCGAGAUGCCCCCUAAAACCUCGCUCGCAGGAGGAAACGGAAAAAUGGAUUUACCAAGAAUCUGAACGCUGUAGAAAAAAAAAAAAGAAUGUGUGUGUACUUUGUACGCACGUAAGAAGUUAUACUUCUAAUAUAUGAUUUCAACGAAAUCAAUAUAACAGUUUAUUUAUAUUUUAUUUAAAUAUUAAACUAAUUUUAAUAUGUACUUACUACUUGCCAACAAUUUUUAUUAAAACAAUACGAAAAAUUAAAAAAAAUAAAAGAAUAAAACACACGCAAACACAUUGAAAAAUGAAACCAAAGAAAUUAUUUCUGAACAAUUGUUGAGAAAAUUUGAACUAAAUACGUAUUUUCUGAAAAAAAAAAUAUAAUAAAUAUACUUACAAUCAUAAAAUGAAUAAAAAAAAAUAAAAAAAUAAAAAUUUGCAUUUGGAAUUGAACCUGCGUCUAUAAGGUUUAGAUUAUUUUGAACUCACCCCACGCAGAAUUUAACUACCGAGACAUGUGAAUGAAGUGGAAAGAUAUACCUAGCAACUAAACGUUUUAAAAUUUUUUUGACAGUUGCUUAUUCUGUUAGUUUAAUCAAAUAAGUUUGAUUCUUGUGGAAUUAAAAUACGACAAAAUAUAAUGUAGACUAAAAAAGGCAAUAUAUUAGAUGGAGAUUUUUGUUGGUAAUCAAAUUAUGUAAAUCAAAGCAUUACCUACUAGCUAGGUAGGUACAUUUUCCAAAUAGGUAUUUACCUAAUUUGUAAUUUUUUAUUACAAUACUGAAACAUUUACAAUAAGGUACGUACCUGUUGCUUUUAAAAACUAUUUAAAAAGUCACUACAAUUAUGAACUUGCUUUUUGUCACUGUCCUCACAACAAUAAAAACUAAUAUACACAACAUUUUGUUUAUCCAGAAUCUCCAUUUGAACAAUUAUUGGCAGAUGAUUUUAACACCCAGUCAGAUCCCUCAUAACGUUUCAUACCAUACUGUCGGUGUGCGCAUGCGCCCAGCAAAAUAAAAAUUUACCCUCGUGCCUAAAGAAGUGUAACUUCAAAAAUGUUUCAAACAAGAAAUGUAGCCGAGAUAAUUUUGAACAAUGUGUAAUAUUUCUUAUGUAGAAUGAACUGUUCUCGCAGAAACAACGCUUGAAGCGACCGGAGAUUUUGAAUGCCAUUUCAGUUACAAGUUCAGUGUUUUUAGGUAUAUUUAGUAUUCAGCGUUUUUUAGGAAUAAUUCAAACGCCUCUUAUUUGUUGCUAAAACUUAAAAUCGACAUUUCUUGUUAUAGGUUUUUAAGAUUAGGCUUUAACAAUGGAAAUUCCAUAGCAACCGGUUAAUGGACGUGAUAAACUUCAUUGGUCUCAUAAGAAUCAUAAAAAUUCAUACGAAAAUUGCUUCAAUCUUCAUCUGUAAAACGUAUUUUGAUUUUUGUUGAUACGGGGUUGGUAUAAGUCAGGCAACGCUCUCGAAAAAUGUUUUGAGGGUAACGUAAUGGGCCAAAGUUAUCUGGAAAUGUUCGAAGAUUUACGUGGGCAAAUGGACAACGAUCCAACACUCACCAACAUCCGUAAUUUCAUGUAGGAUGGAGCUUCACCGCACUACGCGCAAUGUAUGCGGGAGUACCUUAAUGUUCAUUUUGGAGAAUGGAUAGGCAGACGAAGAAUCGUUGAGUGGCCAGCACGGUCCUGUGGCCUAACGCCCUUGAUUUCUUCCUGUGGGGCCUUCUCAAAGACCCCGUUUUUGCAAGAGGACCACGCACCCCUCCCGACCUCCAAAACUGCAAUAGGGCUUUUCAUUCACAGUCAUUUGUUUCGAGCUUCUGUCAUGUGUCACAUAAUAUUAUUAUAUCUACGUCGUACGUUAUUGGUAUAUAUCAAUGAUACAAACCAAAGACGUACGACGUAGAUAUAUUAUGUGACACAUGACAGAAGCUCGAAACAAAUGACAAUCGAUGAAAAGCCCUAUUAAAGAAGAAUUUGAUAAUCUUCGCUCCAGCUUGACGUGCUUCGCCGUAUCUGACUCUCCGUUGCAGUAAAUACAUUGAUCAAGAUGGGCAUCAAUUUAUACACUUCAGUAACCCUUUGUCGAAUCCCUUUUGCAAUUUUUUUGAAUAAAUUCAUUUUGACCCUGCAUUUUUUCUUAUUGCAAACUAGCUGACCCGGCAGACUUCGUACUGCCUCAAUAGAUAAAAACAAACUUUUGUAUACAAUAAACUUAAAAUAAACAAAAGGAAUUCGUAAUUAAUAAACAAAAAAUGCUCGAUGUGAAUGAGGUCUUAUUAUUAUUUUUAAUUAAUUACACACGAUGUUAGGAGUAAUAAAGUUUUUUUAAAAGUAACAAAAUAAAGUUUGUAGUGCAACAGCUUCAAUCUUAAAUUUGUUUAUCUUAUAAUGAAUAUUAUAACAGCUUUAUUUUAUCUACAUUCAAAACAACCCUGUAUUUAUGAUUGGGGUUCGGGGUGGUUCCAACUCUAUAGGUGUUGAUUAAAUAAAACAAAAUUAAAUAAACAAGUGAACGAAGUAAAUUAAAAUUACAUAAAUGAAAUUGAAUAAAAGUAAAUAAAAAUCAGUAAAACUGAAUAAAAUUAAAUACAAAUAAAUAAAACCAUAUUAAUUUAAAUACAAUUAAAUAAAACUAAAAAAAUGAAAUAAAAAUAAUAAAUAAAUUUAAAAAAAAAUAAUAAAAUUAAAUAAAAGUAAAUAGAAUCUAAUAAAAAUAAAUAAAAUUUAAUAAAAUGAAAUAAAAUAAUAUAAACGAAAAUAAAUAAAAUACUUAAAUUAAACAAAAUUAAUUAAAAAUUAAAUAAAAUGUUAUAAAUUGCUUCUUGUUCUUUUUGUGUGCUCAGAAUUUUUCUCCUGUUUACGCUUCGUCAGAAAAGUUCCGUUUAGAGAUAUUUUUUAAAAAUUUCGCAAAAUUAAACAAUUUAUAUUUUGUCCAAUCUGAGUCCCAAAGUUAAACUGUUCCACUUCUCUUCUAUGAAAUUUGUCGCUCGUUCUUCUGUCCUCAGAAUAUUUCUACGGCUUGAGAUAUUGUAUUUCGGACACCGAUUGCGCUAGAGAAAAAAUUUUACUACGUUUCUGCUUAGAAUUCAGCAAGGAGUCUACUUACCUAAUUUCGUAUUUUUCACGUCAUUAUAGUGAGAGCUACAGCGUCAUGGGCAACUCCCUUAUGACGUACGGGUAUGAAAUAUAGAUAACAACCUACUGCGAGUCCGGUCGAAUACUGCCAAAUUUCAUAAAAAUCGGUCAAGUCGUUUCGGAGGAGUAUGGCAACAAACACUGCGACCGGAGAAUUUUAUAUAUUUAUAUAUAUGUUAAAUAUUUAAAUGGAUAUUAAAAAAUAACGGUUGGUGAUAGAAAAGUGAAACUUUAGGACUGUAUGUAUCUUUUGGUUCUACAUCACAUAAAAUUAAAAAAGAAAAGUUUGUCCAAAAAAAUAAAAAAAUAAUUAUGGGGGGCCUAUGAUUGUAAUACAAUUAUAUUUUACAUUUGUUUUGAUGGAUGAUCGUAGCCUGUAAAUCUUUAUAUUGGCGGUAAUACCAAUUUGACAGUUGACUUACCUGGUCUCGAUCUUAUAGGCAUUAGCCAUGUUUCCUUUCUUGCUUAUUGUGAACAUUUCUGAAUGGUUUUUAGUAUGUCCGUUCUUUAAUCUUGUGGAAUUCUCGUGUUGUCUAUAUUGAUGAAUAAAAAUAUAUGAUCUGGAUAGGAUAUGGUUGAUGCAUAUGUGCGCACUGUAGGGUAAAGUAGAGAAUUCUACAAACACUUAAAAAACCUUUUCUUCUUUAUACACUUUUAAAUAAUUUUAUUUUUAUGUGUUAAAAAUUUUGAUGUUAAUAAGAGAAAUGAUUAACAACAGAAUAAACUUUAUAAAUGAGAUUCUUGUUUACUUGGAGCAAAAAACUGGCAAGUUUAAAAGUGCAAAGAUAUAGACUUUUUGUUAUACAUAUAUUUUUACAAUUAGAGGAAAGCGCCUACGCAAUAAAUACAUACACUCAUUUUGUUUUAAAAUUCAUUUGCUUUAUUAAAAUAUUUAUAAUGUACAAUAAAAAUAAAAUAUUUUAAGUAUACCA
Diabrotica virgifera virgifera (western corn rootworm) is the source of this 5656-nucleotide messenger RNA. RefSeq names its product ubiquitin-like-conjugating enzyme ATG3 (gene Atg3). NCBI's taxonomy places the organism in Eukaryota, Metazoa, Arthropoda, Insecta, Coleoptera, Chrysomelidae. Gene Ontology annotation, biological process: autophagosome assembly; nucleophagy; autophagy of mitochondrion. Gene Ontology annotation, cellular component: cytoplasmic ubiquitin ligase complex; cytosol. Gene Ontology annotation, molecular function: Atg8-family ligase activity. The transcript has 6 exons. The record is from RefSeq and is a predicted model, not a curated record. The coding region runs from base 222 to 1166 and encodes 314 amino acids.